Phytomonas sp. EM1 is the source of this 865-nucleotide messenger RNA. Lineage: Eukaryota; Euglenozoa; Kinetoplastea; Trypanosomatida; Trypanosomatidae. The record is from the annotation of a GenBank genome assembly.
AUACCUGCAUAGCUAAAGUCGACGUCUAAUACACUUUUUUUUGUCCAAAGGAAAUAUGUCUACUACCAAAAAGGAUCAUCCUCAUACGGAGAAGGAAAAGGAUAAGGCAGCCCAAGAACCAAAUGAGGAGGAAUCUAACAAGGAAAAGCUACCAUGGAUAAUUCAAAAGUGGCUUAAGCUUGUGCAUACACUCAGUUGCACAUUUUUGGGGGGCCCGCGGCUGUUAAAAACCGCUCAUGUGGUGAGCUUUCAGAAGGGGGCUACUCUGUUGCUGUGCCUGGGCAUGAUGCGCUUGACAGGGAACUAUUCGAAGACUGCCACGACGUACACAGCCCUGCAUGGGGGGUAUGGACUUUCCUGGCUUCUGAAGGAGAUGGUUUUCCCGGACCCCAAAUGGCAAGAGCGUAUCACCAUUGGUGGUGCAAUCAAUUCCGUCUUACUCGUAUUGGGCCCUUAUUGGGUAAUCGCCUACAAUGCUAUUGUUAAGAAAUCGGAGCGAUCGAACCUUUCUCUUUGUGCCGCUGUUGUUGUGUACACUAUUGGCUUAUGCUUAAUGCUUGGUUCGGACUGUCAAAAAUACUUCACUCUUAAGUGCAAGAAAGGACUCAUCACAGAUGGAUUUUUUUCGCGUGUCAGGCAUCCAAAUUAUCUUGGUGAAAUGAUGAUUUACGGAUCCUUUGCAUAUGUGUCGGGCAACGUCAGCUCAUGGCUAAUCCUUGGAUGGGUGUGGACGGGCUUGUUUAUACCGUUUAUGCUUAAUAAAGAGGCAAGUAUGAGUCGCUACAGUGAGUGGAAAUCAUACAAGGCACGAACGGGCUUUUUAAUUCCGCGCUUGUUCAGCGCCUCGGAAAAAAAGAGUUCAUAA